This is a messenger RNA of Trematomus bernacchii (emerald rockcod), 3581 nucleotides long. It is a transcript of the gene abhd8a, whose product is annotated as abhydrolase domain containing 8a. NCBI's taxonomy places the organism in Eukaryota, Metazoa, Chordata, Actinopteri, Perciformes, Nototheniidae. Gene Ontology annotation, molecular function: catalytic activity. The record is from RefSeq and is a predicted model, not a curated record. Bases 233 to 1642 code for a protein of 469 amino acids. The transcript is spliced from 6 exons.
CCCGAGUAAUGUUUGUCACGUCAAACUCACAAGAAGUUUACUGGCCAACGCCACGGUGUUUCAGUGCCAGAAAAAGGUGUAUUGGAACAAUUAAUUAAUCUAAGACUGACAGGUAUGAUUUGAGCUUAGCAUCUGCCAAAUGAGGGACACGAAACAAGCUUCGUCGGCCCUUCAUCUGUUGGUGCAGAUUUAUAUUCACCCUUAAUCAUCUAUAAUUCUGCAGGAAAGCACUAUGCUGACCACUAUCACUGAAGGGAUUCUCUGCUGUCUGACUGGGAAGGCUGCCAGUCUGGUCUUGCCUCUGGAGUCGUCUGAACCCUCUGAUGGGUUUGAGUUUGUGGAGGUGAAACCUGGGAGAGUUCUGCGAGUGAGGCACAUCAUCCCAGAGCGUCCCGUGGUAACAGAGGAUCAAGUUGCAGGCAAAGGAAAUACAGACGGAACUGAUGAUGAUGUUGAAGGCUCUCUUGAGGAAGAUAACGAAAGCAAUACCGGCAGCAGUGUCCACUGCAAGAGGAAGAUCACAGUCUACCGCAAUGGGCAGCUGGUGAUUGAGAAUCUCGGCGAUGUUCUGCACUCUGAGAUCCUGCAGUGUCAGGAUGGGGAUCUGGAGCCUUGCAGCACCGUAGAGGUGGAGUUGGCAGACUACAAAGAAAUGCCCUCUUCUCCAGACCCCAACUCUGCUCCUCCUCCGGUUCCCUCACCCCUUGGGGAACAUAAACCUGCUCCACCGCCUCGCCGCCGGCGCCGCAAGCCCAAGCGCACCGUGCAAAUCGACUCAAAGAGAGUCAUCUCCAGCUGCAAAGGAACACACUCGGACGUAGCGUUGUUCUUCGUGCACGGCGUGGGAGGUUCUCUGGACAUUUGGGGCAGCCAACUGGACUUCUUCUCUCGGCUUGGCUACGAGGUCAUUGCUCCUGACCUGGCGGGGCAUGGAGCCAGCACUGCCCCGCAUAUUGCAGCGGCUUAUACUUUUUACGCCCUUGCAGAGGACCUUCGUGCCAUCUUUAAGAGAUAUGCUCGUAAACGCAACAUUCUCAUUGGCCACUCAUAUGGAGUGUCAUUUUGCACCUUCCUGGCCCACGAAUACCCUGAUCUGGUCCAUAAGGUGGUGAUGAUCAAUGGAGGCGGCCCCACAGCUCUGGAGCCCAGCCUUUGCUCCAUCUUCCAGCUGCCAUCUUGUGUCCUGCACUGUCUGACACCCUGUCUGGCCUGGAGCUUCCUCAAAGCUGGGUUUGCCCGCCAAGGUGCCAAAGAAAAGCAGCUGUUGAAGCAGGGCAACGCCUUCAAUGUGUCUCCGUUUGUGCUGCGGGCCAUGAUGAGUGGUCAGUACUGGCCUGAAGGGGAUGAGGUCUACCAUGCUGAGCUCACUGUGCCCAUCCUUCUGGUUCAUGGCAUGUGUGACAAGUUUGUGCCAAUGGAUGAGGACCAGCGCAUGGCAGAGAUCCUUCUGUUUGCAUUCCUGAAAGUCAUCGAGGAAGGAAGUCACAUGGUCAUGAUGGAGUGCCCUGACACCGUCAACACCCUCCUCCACGAGUUCUUUCUAUGGGAGCCUGACAUGUCCAGGAAAGACAGCAGCAAAACAGACACGGCUCUCACUGACUCUCUCCACACACUGAAAAUCAAUAAGCCUGUGGACAAAUAACCAACCGGGAGACUAGUUUUGUUAUGGAACCAAGCAGAAGGCCUUUUAUGGCAUGUGUUCUUAAGGCUGCUCCCAGAGCUGUUAUAAACAGGGCCUCAUCUUCAGGAUGUGGACGGCCACUGGUGCUCCAAGAUUAAGCAGGACUUUGGCAUGUUGCCGACCAGGGAACGAUGGAACAAACAUAAAGAUAAGGGGAAUGGAUGGAAACACAGUCAGUUUUUGCUUCGCUUUAAUUGCAAUUUGUGCUUCAUUGCGUCAUGUUUGCAAAACGACCCAAUACUUGGACGACUGUGUCCAUUCGUGAUUUGAGUAUGAAAUAUAUCUGGUGAAAAACGGACUCCUACCACAUGCAAGAGGCAUACAAUUCAUGAAAUGUUGAUGUGGUGAUUUUCAUCUCCUUAAAUAUUCUGUAUAGUACUGCAGAACUUCUGAUGUACCUUUACAAAAUGGUUAUUAACUAAUCAUUGGAUCAAACUUAUAUCUGCUUUCAUUGGGAAACUGUGGUGAGUUGAGGAAUUACAGAUCUGAUGUGCCAGUAUGACAGUGAAGGACAGCUUAUAACAAAAACAAUAAUAGUUUAUUACAGAAUAAUAAAAACAUUGAAUAUGUACUGUCAUUCAUACAUAAGUUACAUAUUGCCAGAAAGAGGAACACAAAAUCCAUCGUCCACCUGCAUUUCUACCACCUAAUAACCCCAUCCACACCAUGUGCAGUGUUCACAGUCUCAAACAUUAAGACUCACAAUCACGGUUAUUGUCAAUAAAAAUGCUUCAUCUAUUUUCAAAUUACAGCAAUAUAUUUUCCAUAUAUUGAACUCUUAUCUAACUCAAAAAGCUAUGUGCGUCUAUGUUAAGCACAAUGUAACCAACUCAUGAGUUCAUAGUUGCAUGGAAAUCAAGUAAUGCAAUGAGAGAUUUAUCUGAGCUGGUUACAAAGAAGAUAAACAAAAAUGGAUGCCCUAAAGUUCUCCUUUAUUCAAGCAGCUAUGGCUGCAAUAGUAUAUCAUAUCCUAAGGAUAAUAAAAAAGUACAGAGGCCCUGCAUGAGUUCAGAAUAUGAAAAAGUAUCAGGAUUGUGUCAAACAGUUGCAAUAUAUUCUUAUAUUGAAAAGUUCCCUGUGCACUUCUCUCUAAUCACUUGAGUGUUCUUUCAAUGUGUAAGUAUUUUUUUGCCUUUUUUUGAAAUAACUGCCAUAACAAAUUGUGGUUGUAUUGACCGCUUUAAGCUGCUGAGUGUGUUGCUCUAAAACUCUGGAGUCCAUCAUAUGUAUCGAAAUGUGUCAAACAGAAAGAAAAAUAUCACAUUAUGCUCGUAGAAAGACAUUCAUUCAUGGGGGCUACUUUGUCUCACAGUAAGGUGCAAGUAAAAGAAAAUGUGUAAACCUGUGUAGUGUCCAAAGCUUGAAAUCAAAUGUGAGUCAGCCAAAGGUGAAACUCCCUUAGAAAGAGGGACAAUUGUACGGACUAUGCUGGUCUGUUGAAUAUGCAUUUUGACAGAGUGCUGAUGCAACAUGACUGGUCUUAUGCAACAGGAACAAAAUAGAUAGAAUUAGAGUGGACAUAAACUGACUUGACACUGACAUCUCAAAUAAACAUCAUUUAUUCUCUAUGAACUUUCCAAAAACCAACAAGUGCUGCUGAUGCAAUGUACUGUAUGUCUCCUUUUGGUGUUAAAGGUCAGUAAAACUGUAUGGACGACAGGGUGCACAUGUAUUUCCUUUUAUGCUGAAAGUAUGCAUAUACAAAUUGUCAGUGCUCAAAUGUGCUAUAUCUUUUUGUGGUUAACAAAGUUGUGUUAAUGUUAUUGUUGCAUUUAUUCAUGGGAAUCAUAAUAUAUGCACUGCCUGAAUGUAGAUGCAUAUAACAGUAUAUACCCUAUCAAAACUGUUGGAUUCAGUGUAUGAAUGUGCCUUUCCUGGCAUGAAAUAAAAACUAUGUUCA